UCGUGGGUCAUAUGCACACACACACACACAUCCAAAGAGCCCUCCUGCACAUGGGAAUGUCUGUGCAGCGUGGGAUGGGGAGAAGAGAGCAAUCAGAUGACAGCACCUCACACACAUAGAGACACAUCCUCCCCCUCCCUCUGUCACUGACCUGCCGUGCCCCGCCCACGUCGAGAAGCGGAUGCACCCCAAACAGACACUCACUGCCCACCCACGUGCAGCACCUCUAUCUCAUCCGCUCGGAAUCGAAAAGACCCGCCCAGCACUGCAUGGCCAUCGCUAUCCCUCAGCCCCACAUAGCCCGCAGGCAAAUUGUCGCUCCGCGUGAACUGAUAGCAGCUGCGGAUGUCGACAGCCGGCCAGCCGUGGCCAAGACCGUCACCCAAACACAGAAGACCACCGAUCACCACAUUCCCACCACCCACACUCCCCUCCCUCCCCGCCACUAUCACAUACUGCAUCUCUCGGCUGAUCUCGAUCUUGGUCGGCUGGGCGAAGUGACCGGCCAGGGAGAAAAGCCACACGUCACAGUAGUACACAUUGGUGUCAGUCGGGUCGUCGGGCAGUCGGAUGCCGGCAUUGAUGAAGGCGCCGAAGGCGUAUUGGUUCUUGCGGAUGAUGAAGGCCAGGCUGGUCUUGUCGCCCACAUACCGCAGCAAAUCGUCGUAGGUUGUGCCGUCACGCGACGCCCUGAUGAACACACACAAACACACACACACACACACACACACAGAGAGAGAGAGAGAGAGAAACAAAAAAAGAGAAAACCGAAUUCACCAUCAUUUUCACAUGGAUGGAUAGUGUGAGUGAGUGUGUGUGUCUGUGUCGGCUGCAUACAUACCGGUAGAUGGACUGCAGCUUCAUGGUGUGGUCGCCCAGCAGCCCCAGCAGGUCGUAGUACUCCUGCCGUGUCAGCGAAGUGCCCUCCGGCGGACUCACCUGACCAGCCACACACACACAUAUGCGACGAUGGCUGCCGAAGUCAUGGCGUCUGUCAGAUUGUUCGCACCGUCUGCAUGCGAAUCGCCAGCAGCGACGCCAUGGCCUCUCGCCGGCCGUGGUUGGGGCGGACGUCCGCCUCCGCAGUCUCCUCCCUGAUCGACCGAUGGACACACAAAGGAGGGGGAAGCCAUGAGGCCAUUCACACCCAUAUAUGUGUCGCCUCCAUGUCUGAGUGUACCUGCAGAUGGCGCACUUGGCAGCACGAAGGCCGUAGGGGUGAUGGCGGAUGAGCCCUCUGACGCACUGCAGACACACACAUGGCGUGCCAUUGUCGCCAACACCCUCUCCAGUGCCCACUCGCUCACCGCCGCACAGAAGGAAUGACCUGAGCAAACAGAAACCGCCAAACACACCACACGGAGCCACACUGAUCAUCGUGUUGGCCUUGUGUGCGGUGUGUGUGCAUUGAUCACCGCAUCUGAGCUGGUCGGGUGCUUUGUCGCCAUGCGAUUGGUAGUCGUCAUCACACACACUGCACUUGGGCAUACUAACACCACCACCACCAGCACCAGCAGCAGAGGCCGCCAUUGCGAUGCGGGACCAAGCUGCACGAACCAAACACACACACACAGGCAUCAAUCCAAGCCGCGGUGGAUGAAUGAAUGGGUCCAUUGAAUCAUCUCACCUGCAGCUGAUGUGCCCUCCGUAUCUGAGCUAUCGCCUCGGUCAGUCAGCUAUGCCCAUCCAUCGGUGCGCCUGAGAUCUGCAGUCAUUGCAGAGCCAGUGUGUGCGGCCGAGAGUGUCUGCAGCCCUCACCUGGCCUGAUGCAGUGGAACCCUCCUGGCUCAGCGGCCCGCCAUCCCACCACACCAGUCGACAGGGCGGCGGUGGGACGGAUGACUCCACUGAUCCGCUAAGCCGUUCUCCCAGCCGAAUGCGCCACACUCACAAUGCGCAGCCGUCCGAAAGGCACACAAAAGGCC
Vitrella brassicaformis is the source of this 1925-nucleotide messenger RNA. Lineage: Eukaryota; Vitrellaceae. The record is from the annotation of a GenBank genome assembly.